Molecule: messenger RNA, 2009 nt
Organism: Sclerotinia trifoliorum
Lineage: Eukaryota; Fungi; Ascomycota; Leotiomycetes; Helotiales; Sclerotiniaceae
Source: the annotation of a GenBank genome assembly
AAAGUUUUGUUAGUUUUGUGUUUUAAGAACUGAGACACAGAGAUUUCUGUAGAAUAUCUUUCAUAUCCUUAUCCAAACAGUCAUUAACGACAUAAAAGCCGCGUUUGAUCUCAUCAGGACCCGAUAUCUGGUAACUUCAAGCUGUGUUUAUACACUUAUCUCGAUCAACGACGAUCUAUUGCUACAAGAUGUAUUUCAUACCAUCAAUACCAUAUAGAGAGGAACCUUAUUCUCCAUAUUGGGGUACAAUUAACUCGCAAACUAAGUAACUAUAAGUCCAAAUACCAUUUCUCAUACUUCACAUGCUAAUACAAAGUAGUUUCUGCGAAGAGGUAUAUAAAUCCUCUAUUUCUGCUGGUUCAAGCUGUGCAUCAAUAGACUGAUGAAAUCAGGAUCAUAUCAUAACUACAUAUAUCGCCGAAUUUAUAAAUACCCUCACAAAUAUCACUUAUCGUACGUUCUUCUCCUCAUAACCCUUCCUUAAUGUUAAAUUACGAGAAUUGCUCUCUCGCUCAAUAGGCUAUAGCAAGUUAAAUGCUAAUAUCUGGACAAUAAUAGUAUACUACGCCUACAAAGGAAUCCGCGCCAACGCCAACCGACCAGACGCCAUCAUCCGAAAUCUCCCCUAUCUUGGACUCGCAGGAGUAGGUAUCCUAAGUGCACUUUUCCACUCCACAAACAAGUACUGGACACAAUGGUGUAUGUUAAGCAUCUCCGCAUUCUCUCUUCUCCUGACACUAUCCCACAUCUCGGAUAAGUAGUAACUACUCGUAAUAACUCACCCGUACUGACAAAUCAAGUCGACGACACCUCCAUGUUGAUCGCUACAUCUGCCGUCGUCCACCGAGUAUUCACUUAUGAUAAACCAUUCAAAUACACCGUUAUUCAUGGAUCUUCUUUAUUUAUAUUCAUGGUUGCGUUUAUAGCUUGGCAUUGUAUUACCGAUGAGACUUUAAUCCAUCCUAUUCUUUUCGGUAAGAGGACAUUCUCAGCUCCUUUCCCUUGACCCCGCGCCAAAACAUUGAAAUAAGUAACUAUAACUAACAAACAAUAGGCAUUGAAAUAGCAUUCGUAGGUAUCAAAACACGCAGUAUUAUUAAUCUCCGCGUGGGAGAUAAAUUAGUACGGAAACAAGUCAAAAAAUUAGUUACAUAUGGUGGUGGUACGUCCCCUCUCAUCCUCACCCUCAUCCCAUCCACAUCCCAUUCCCAUUGUCCAUAUCAUCCUCCAUCCCCCUCCCAACUAACCACCAACCCACAGUAAUCUUCAUAACCGGCUUCAUCCUCUGGAACAUUGACAAUACAUUCUGUCCCUCCCUCACACAAACCAAACGAUCCAUCGGCAUGCCGUGGUCUUUUCUCCUAGAAUUACAUGGCUGGUGGCAUGUUCUUACGGGGAUCGGUGCUUAUAUUUGUAAGAAUUCUCUCUCUCUAUAUAUAAGUCUAUAAACAUCCCUCUCCACUCCCCGCCUCCACCUCAAAACCGCAAAACCAAAUCACUCCUUCAAUUUUCCCUUUCCCCUUUUUCCAGAAAAUAAGUAAUAAAUGACAACAAAUCCGGGGAGUGUGGGCGGGGGAAGGAGUAUAUGAAGGCGUACCAACUACAGAAUAAACAAUACCUACCUACAUCCUACAUAUAGCUAACACCCCUCACCAAAAAAUAGUCAUAGCACUAGUAGAAUACCUCACAUCCUCAGAAGCAGGCCAAGAGCUAGGAAAAAGUUUCGCAUGGCCUGUAGGUUUGAUUUUGGGAGGUGGAAAGACGCAUCCUACAAAUAUGGUGGGUGGAUUUGUGAAUGGGAGUGUAGAUGGGAAUGGGAAUGGAAAGGUCCCGUAUGAGUCUGAGUCGAUUUAUGAGAGGACGAAGAGCGACUAGAUGGUGUAGAUGUAUAGAUACAUGUUCAAAUAUUCAGAUGUUCAGAUGGAUAGAUAUAUAAAUAGGUCGCAGUGGUAUUCAUAUGUAUCUCAUAAAGGAAUUUAAUGAGUCCAUAAUUAUAGCUCUACAUACCU